GCUGGCAGCGGAGGGAGGGCUGGCCAUGUCAGUGAUCAAUGUCAUGACUUCUUCCGCGGGCUGGAGCCGCAGCAGAACGCAGCUGAAGGAAGCUGAUUGCUGCGGGUGCGAACAGGCUGGGAACAAUACACAAAGACGCACACCCGCACGGGCGGACACACGCCCGCACACACCGGCGCACACACGGGCGGACACGGCACGCACACACGCACAUCCAGGCACACGCGUCCCAGCACGCACACACUCACGUCCCAGCACACACACGCUCGCGUCCCAGCACACAUACACACACACACACAUCCCAGCACACACAAGAGCACACACACACGGACGGACACACAUCCGCGCACACACGCACAUAACAAACAAACACGCACAGGCAGCCCGCACCCUGGCUCCCGCUCCGCCGCUCCGCGCCCGGGGGGAAGAUGAGCUCGGGGGACGUGGUUUGCACUGGAUGGCUCAUCAAAUCACCCCCCGAGAAGAAACUCAAGAGAUACGCCUGGCGGAAGCGCUGGUUUGUGCUGCGUAGGGGCCGCAUGAGUGGGAAUCCGGACGUGCUGGAAUACUACAGGAACAACCACUCCAAAAAGCCCAUCCGCAUCAUAGACCUCAAUGAAUGUGAAGUGCUGAAGCACUCAGGGCCCAACUUCAUCAAGAAGGAAUUUCAGAACAACUUUGUGUUCAUCGUGAGAACCACCUACCGCACCUUCUACCUGGUAGCCAAGACUGAGGAGGAGAUGCAGAUCUGGGUGCACAAUAUCAGCCAGAUCUGUAACUUUGGACAUCUAGAAGAUGGCACAGGUUCUGUGGAGAGCCUGUCUCACACGACCUCGUCCCCACAGCCCUCGCCGGCUGCCUCCACCCACACCUCCCGCAUCGCCGACCCCUCCUUCUCAGUCGAUCACACAGCUGCUGAUGCUGUCGCCGAGGAGACCCCCAGCGAGUCUGAGUCAGUCUUCCUCCCUGACUACCUGUUCCUGUCCAACUGUGAGUCAGGCAAGCUCAGCCACAGCAGGUGUGACAGCUGGUCAAAUUCCGACAGAUCUCUGGAGCAAACAUCAUCAGACGAGGUUUUUGUUGACUCCUUGCAAUCCCAGCCCUCCUUGUACCUUGUACAGCCAACCAGUGCUGGCUCUGUGCACCAGGUUGGAGCGCCAGUGACAAAUCCCAGCAUUGUCUCCAGGAACAUAGACAUUGGUAGGCCAUCCAGUGACGUUUCCUCCUCUUCUCCACUGCUGGGGAUGCCACUAACACCAACAUUUCAGAUUGACAAGAGCCAAAAUCCACUGCCCUAUGGUGUAAUGCAGCUGGAUGUGCUGUCCAACACUCCCCCACCACGGCCACCCAAGCCAACCCACUUUUCAGACAGGAGAGGAGAUGAGGUGGCCCUCCAGAAUGGGCACACAGAGAUCUGCCAGGCUCAGGGUGCUCUGGUGCCCAGAAGGAUCUCAUUGUCCAGCUUGGACAACAUGAGGAACUGGAAAGACAUGGAAGGCAGUUCCCUAAGAAGUCGAGAUAAGAGGCUUAGCUUGAAUUUGCCGUGCCGAUUCUCCCCGCUGUACUCGACGGCUGCGGACAGCACGGAGGACAGCUACGUGCCCAUGCGCCCCAGCACCUCUCCCUCCGCGCCCGGCUCCGACUGUUCCCCCGAUGGCUACAUCCCCAUGAGCCCUGGCUCAGCCACCUUCACCUUCCCUGUCGUCAGCACUGAAAAACUCACCAGCCCAUUGCCUGAGCUUCCCUCUGAUGUGGAGCCCCCCCCAGUGAACCGAGAUCUCAAGCCUCGUAGGAAGUCACGACCACCUCCUCUGGACUUGAGGAACCUCUCCACAAUCCGAGAGCAUGCUGCUGUGACCAGGAUGUGGACUGUGCCUUACAAUCGAAUGAGCUUUAUCUCACCAGAAAGAGACGGUAUUAAUUCAGCGAGAAUAUUUGCCAAUUCAGUUUCCGGAGAAGAGGAAGAAAGUUACAUUCAUAUGGAACACAGACAGGCCACCUCUCCAUACAGUGGUGUUUUUCCAUGGACAAGGAAAUCUAACCUUGAUUACUUAGCACUGGAUUUUAACUCUGCUUCCCCAUCCCCUGUGCAGAAGAAACCUUUUCUGUCUGAGGAACAGAGAGUGGACUAUGUCCAGGUAGAUGAACAGAAGACUCAAGCUUUACAGAACACUAAGCAGGAAUGGACAGAUGAAAGACAAUCAAAAGUGUAAAGGAAGAAGAUUUGGGAUCUGGAAGGGUUUUGUUUUUUUUGCACUGGAACCACAAUGUAAAUGAUGCAGCUAUCACAGUAGAGCUCAAAGGCAGAGAGAGUCGUAAGAUGGUUUCAGUCUGUAGAGGCAUUUUUACUGGAAACCUUUGAUUUCAGCUGGAAAAUGUAUGUUGAGUGAAUGUUUGACUGAUGACUAAAGUAAUGCAUUAGACUUUUUUCCUGCCCUUACCAGUAUGCUACAUGGUACCAUUUUCUGGCAUGAUUCUGCAACGAGUCAUACACUUAACAUUAACAAAUCCACUACAAGUUGUAUUAAUCUAGUUCAUCCUGCCUUCUUCUGUUGCAUAAUUCCUAGUUGCUAAAGCUAUUUUUUGACAUUCCUACAAAUGCUGCAGGUGCUCAGAGUGCUUUUAUGGCAGCAGGCAUCUGACAGGUUUUGGUGACUAAUCAACUAAGGGCUAAAAUACUGAAACAAUAAAAAUAACUUUUUGAACAUAUAGUGCUUAAGCAAAGAGAAUUUUGAAAAGUGUUUUUCCCCUAGGUUUAAAAGGUCUGGCUAUGAGCUGAUGCUGUCAGAACUCAAAACAGGACUAUGUACCCAUGGGACUGGAAUGCAUGGUCUUUGACCUUCUGGAUGAUGGUCAUUGUAUUAAGCUUCUUCCCUCCAUUGUGGGUCAUACUUGUCACUUUUCUGUCUGACUCCUACUUAUGUUUUCUCCCCUGUCUUAGGAAGUGUCUUUGGCACAGUACAGCUUCUCUUCUAGUGGGAGGCUGCAGCCACCCAUUUCUUGGCUGGCCGAAAAAUAGAAAGGGAAGCAGUGAGCCUAUUUCUGCAAGUCUUGAGAGAACUAGAAAAGGAUCAAGACUGCUUUCAUCUGAACAGCAUAAGAAAUUCCAUUGGAAUUUCUGGUAGCAGUCAUCAAUCUGAUUGUUUCACUAGACCCAAACCCCCCCCCCCAAAAUAAAAAAGAGCAUUAGGAAGUACAGCAUGCUCUGAGAGAGGCCAGGAGCCUGCAAAAACAGCACAGCACUGCACUCAUGCAGCAUGAGGACCUCUGAGCUCAGGAAGUUUCUCUACCUUGGGACUUGUUACAGGCACUAUCUCAGGAUGACAUAUGCGUAUAGUUUAUUAGAUAUUUAAACACUUGGCUGCAGUCUUUAUUUUACAGUGGCACACAGCCACUUGGCUCGUGGAAGUAGGCAGUGAUGCUGAGUGAGCCACACUGGAUCUGGUAUCACAGGCUUUGGUCCUGUAUGUGAAUCCAAAUAGCCAUAAGAGGUCUGAUCCUGUCAACAUGGGCAGACAGACAGGACCCUU
This is a messenger RNA of Oenanthe melanoleuca, 3530 nucleotides long. It is a transcript of the gene GAB3, whose product is annotated as GRB2 associated binding protein 3. The record is from RefSeq and is a predicted model, not a curated record. Lineage: Eukaryota; Metazoa; Chordata; Aves; Passeriformes; Muscicapidae. Bases 429 to 2213 code for a protein of 594 amino acids. The transcript is spliced from 10 exons.